GUUGAUCAAUUGACAAUUUGUGGAUGUUUUCGAGGUGUUGCAAAUAUAAAAAUAUAAAUUAAAUAUUGGUGAUAUUGGAUAUUGCUCAAUAUUUUUCAGGUGUAUGGCUCAAGUACUGCAGAAGUAAUCUUUGCUGAGCUGAUUGACAAUGGAGGCACUGGUCAUCGUGCUGGAUGUGGGACCCUCCACUGGAACACUGUGUGCUGAUGGAGGAGCCACCUUCAUUGACACAGCCCUGCUGUGCUGUGACCGCAUUGCUCAGAGGAAGCUAUUCGAGGACAAGAACAAGGAUCACAUGGCCGUGGUGGUGGUGGGCUCAGAGGAGAGUGACAACCGCCUGGCGGACGCCGACGCCGACCAGUACCAGCACGUGAGCCUGGCGCGCCGGCUGGCGCCUGUGGACUGGCCGCUGGUGCGCAUGCUCAGCCCGGACCGGCUGCACGCCACGGAGGCGCAGGGCGACUGGCUGGACGGCCUGGUGGUGGCGCUCGACCACCUGGUCGAGAUGAUCCGCACGCACAAGUACCAGCAGCGCCGGAUCGUGCUGCUGACCGACUUUGGUGGGCCGCUGUGCACCGACCAGCUGGAUGCCAUCAAGGCCGGACUCAGGAAGUACGAUGUGGACCUGAUGGCCAUCGGGACGGAGCUGGCCACCGACGGUAGUGACGAGAUGCAGCUGAAACCCACCGGCAAGACGGAGCCCGCCGACGACCUGCAGAUGAAGACCGAGGACGGGUCGGCGCUGGGCGGCGGCGAGCCGCGGCCCGGCCCGUCCGGCGCGCGCGGGCUCUACCGGCACGACGGCAAGGCCAAGACGCGUCAGCAGCUCGAGGGCGAGUCGGCCGUGGUGCAGCUGAUCCGCGCCGUCGACGGCGGCUUCUUCACCUUCGAGCAGGCGCUGCCGCAGCUGCUCUUCUUCCACAAGCGGAAGUCGCGCGCAGCGCCGUGGAACGCUCCGCUGCAGAUCGGCGAGAGCCUCUCCAUCAACAUAACCGGCUACAGCCAGAUCAAGAAGGUCACCAUGCCGUCGUGGCGUAAGCUGGCGGCCGGCCCGCAGCCGGCGCCGGUGAAGCGGCGGACAACGUACGAGCGCCAGGACGAGCAGCGCUCGGCUGUGCCGUUCGAGGAGACGGAGCGGGCGUACCGGUACGGCACAACGCUGGUGCCGUUCUCGCGGCUGGACCAGCAGGAGCUCGAGUACCGCAGCGGCGCGCCUCGCUCCAUCCAGGUCCUGGGCUUUACGUCCGCCUCCAACGUUGGGCCGCACCUGUACCAGGACACGCAGACGGUGCAGGUGGUGGCGCGGCGCGGCGACACCGGCGCAGAGGCGGCACUCUCGGCGCUGAUCCACGCGCUCCAGGAGACGGACAUGGUGGCGGUGGCACGGCGCACCUACAACAACGGCGGCACGCCGCGGCUCGGCGCGCUGCGGCCCAACAUCCGACACGACCUCGAGUGUCUGGUCUGGGUGCAGCUGCCGUUCGCAGAGGACAUGCGUAACCCGCUGUUCCCUCCGCUGCCGACGGCCGUCCCUCAGGAGACGCUGUCGGCCGUCGAUCAGCUCAUCGACGCCAUGGAUCUGACGGCGCCGGCGGCCGAGGAGGCCUCGGAGCGGCUGGAGCCGGGUGCGCUGCUCAGCCCGCAGUUCCAGCGGCUCUACCAGGUGCUGGCGGCGCGCGCGCUCCACCCGGGCGAGCCUCUGCCGCCGCCGGACGCCGAUCUGCUGCGCCAGCUGAGCCCGGACCCGGCGCUGGCGGCGCCGGACGCCCUGCGCGCCGUGGCCGCCGCCUGUCCGCUGACGGAGCUGCUGCUGCCCCACCAGCGCCGCGAGACCGGUCGAGACGUGUUCCAGGCGGCGGCCGCCGCCGCGCCCGACCAGGCCGGCCCGGCAGCCACCGUCACCGACCUCAUCAAGCCAGAAGUCACCGAGGUGGGCACCGUCAACCCGGCUGAAGACUUCGACGUCCUGCUUCGACGCGACGACGUGCGCUUCGACGAGCUGUGCUCGCAGAUGCAGCGGGUCAUCUCGCGACUGGUGCGUGAGUCGCUGACGCGGCCGGCGCUGCUGGAGAAGACGGUGGCGGCGAUCGGACGGCUGCGCACGGCGUGCCGGGGCGUGUCGCCGGCCGCGUACAACGCCUGGGUGGCUGAGGCGCGCGGCCAGCUGUCGGAGCGGCCGGCCGUCUGGCAGCGCGUGGUCGCCGACCGGCUCGGACCGAUCGUGGCCUCCGAGAGCGCCCACCCGGCCGCUGAGGAGGCCGAGGCGACCCGCUUCUACGAUGGCGGCGCGGCGGCGGCGGCGGCAGUGGAGGCGGUCCAGGCGGCCGAACAGGAGGCUGCAGAGGACCUCCUGGACGACCUGUGAGCGGCCGGCCGACUGACCGGACUCACCCGGCGCGGCGACGGAUCAGACUCACCCGGCCGGCGACGGAUCAGACUCACCCGGCGCGGCGGAUAAGGGUAUCGCACAAACGGCCACCUCCCCUCCCGGUGUCUUGGGUAGUCAUCUGCCUCAGCGGCUAGAGACUGCUGUGUUGUGUGAUGUUACGCUCGACAGCUGACUACAGCCAACCCCCACCGUGUGGAUUCAUUGCAGCACUUAGUGCCUUGCCUCGCAAAAUUGGCCGAUGCGCCCUUGCGUUUGUUGAUAAACGUUUGAGGUAGGCAGAUGGUCAAGCUAAGAGGAUCGAGAUCGUUUCGUUGUUUUUCUUCAAUUCCCAGGCAGAGGAACCUUUCCGUGGCGUCCUGUCAUGGUUUAUGUUUGUGAUCAUAAGUGUGAUGCUUUUGAGCCUCGUUUGCGCUUUUGUUUUUCAGCGAUUGUAUUUGUUACUCUUCUUGCUGUGUCAUGUACGUCGGUAGAUUCAUAGACAUGGUUGAUAAUACCUGGCUAGUGCGCUUCUAUUCGAUUAGUUUAGGAUGUAUUGAUGCGUUUGCACGGUUCGUUCAAUCUCUAGGGCAACACAGUCCCCGUCUCUCACUGGUUUCAGCUGCAAGGGGCCUUCGUGUAAGCGACACAAGCCCGGUUCCACAUCGUCGAAUCAUAAAUUAUUGCGGUACAAAUGAAUUCACCAUUGACUGGUCCAUGACUGCUUCUAGAGGUGCCAUUUGAUGUGACGUGCGCCUGGCCUGAUGUAAUACAGGGCAUCCGUGUCUCGCA
Amphibalanus amphitrite is the source of this 3157-nucleotide messenger RNA. Its product is annotated as X-ray repair cross-complementing protein 5-like. Gene Ontology annotation, molecular function: telomeric repeat DNA binding; double-stranded DNA binding; damaged DNA binding. The record is from RefSeq and is a predicted model, not a curated record. Gene Ontology annotation, cellular component: nucleus; Ku70:Ku80 complex. Lineage: Eukaryota; Metazoa; Arthropoda; Thecostraca; Balanomorpha; Balanidae. Gene Ontology annotation, biological process: DNA recombination; cellular response to X-ray; cellular response to gamma radiation. Bases 149 to 2365 code for a protein of 738 amino acids. The transcript is spliced from 2 exons.